Ixodes scapularis (black-legged tick) is the source of this 1996-nucleotide messenger RNA. RefSeq lists its product as uncharacterized. Gene Ontology annotation, molecular function: nucleic acid binding. Gene Ontology annotation, biological process: DNA integration. Bases 149 to 1996 code for a protein of 615 amino acids. The record is from RefSeq and is a predicted model, not a curated record. The transcript has a single exon. NCBI's taxonomy places the organism in Eukaryota, Metazoa, Arthropoda, Arachnida, Ixodida, Ixodidae.
ACACACUUUGGAGCCCUUGUACAGGCUGCUCGACAACGGCCAUAAGUGGAGAUGGACUACGCAGGAAGCAGAGGCUUUUCUGCGGGCCAAGCAGCUACUGCAGUCUUCGGACGUCCUUGCCCAUUACAGUGUCCACCAGCCACUAGUCAUGGCAUGUGAUGCCUCUCCGUACGGACUUGGGGUGGUACUCAGCCACGUUGAUAGCGAAGGCCGGGAGGUACCGGUAGCCUAUGGCUCUCGAACUAUGACAGCUGCCGAAAGGAACUACGCACAGACAGACCGGGAAGCUCUGGCGAUAGGUUUUGGAAUACGAAAGUUCCACAAGUUCAUCUACGGUCGGCAUUUUCGGAUCGUGACCGAUCACAAACCUCUACUGGGACUCUUGCAUCACGCAAAACCGAUGCCUCAAGUGCUGUCGCCGAGGAUGUUGCGAUGGUCGUUAAUGUUGUCGGCUUACGACUACGAGCUGGAGUACAGGCCUGCUCAUCAGCUCAGGAACGCGGAUGCACUGAGUCGACUGCCUCUAACUGUGGAAGACAGCUCAACUGACGAGAAACUUUUUGAAGUCCGGAUGCUGGAGACUGCGCCGGAGAUUCCGUGGGAUGCCCAGAAGAUUGCCCGAUGCACCCGGAACGACCCAACCUUGUCCAGAGUUCGACAUUGGACGGGGGUUGGAUGGCCUCAAGGCAGGCUGCCGGACGAGUUCAAGCCAUUUGUUCGACGGCAGCACGAGUUGUCGGAGUAUCGGGGAUGCCUGCUGUGGGGAUGUAGAGUCAUCAUUCCAGAGCAAGCGAGAGACCAGGUUUUGGAGCUGCUGCACACCACGCAUCCCGGGAUCGUCCGCAUGAAGGCGCUUGCCAGAAGCACAGUUUGGUGGCCGGGUAUCGACCAAGAUAUCGAAAGGAAGGCCCGAACCUGCCUGCCCUGCCAGGAGACAAGGCCGCAACCUGCACGUGCAAGACUGCAUCCGUGGGGAUUUGCCAGAAACCCAUGGUCCCGAAUCCACAUCGAUUUUGCAGGACCCUUCCAAGGAAAGGUUUUUCUUCUGGUGGUGGAUGCGCAUUCGAAAUGGCUGGAAGUCAUCCAGAUAGCAUCCAUGUCGUCAGCAGCAGUGUGUCAAAGGCUGCGAGUGCUGUUCGCAACACACGGUGUUCCCGACACUAUAGUCUCGGACAAUGGGACAGCGUUCGUCUCACAAGAAUUUGAAGAAUUUUUGCAGAGAAACCAGAUCCGGCACGUUAAGGUGGCGCCAUAUCAUCCAUCGUCAAAUGGCCAAGUGGAGCGCAUGGUCCAAGAAACUAAACAAGUCCUCAGGCGCAUGGAAGGAGGCGACAUGGCCACCAAGUUGGCCCGAUUUCUUUUGAGUCAUCAUAUUCUCCCGCACUCAACGACCGGAAAGAGUCCGGCGGAAUUGUUGAUGGGUCGGAGACUCCGUACUGCACUGGACCGGCUUCACCCAGACCUACAAGCAGAGAUGGUGGACAAGCAAGAGGAACAAGCGCUGCGGGGAAGACAAGAUGUACGCGAAUUCAAGCCGCGAGAACCAGUCUUCAUCCGCAAUUAUUUAGCAGGCCCCAAGUGGCUACCCGGUAUCAUCACUGAGAUCACCGGUCCGGUGUCUUACAAGGUUCGCACCAUCGACGGUCGUUUCUGGAAGCGGCACGUGGACCAAAUCCGGAGACGGGAGUGGAGCACAUACCUGGACGAGGAGGAGCCUACGACAGAGCUGUCACCUCAGGAGCUCUCCUUACCAAGCGAGCCAUCGCUUAGGAAUGAAUCGGUGGAAGAGUGCCCACCAUCUACGAGUCAAGCGGACUUCCCUGAGGAGUCAACCCCAGUGGCAACACCUCCAGCUUCCCCACAACGUUCACCUGCUUCACCCCAUGAACCGAGGCACCAAACAGUGUUGCCAACUUCAGCGCCUGCGCAAGAACAGUCAAAUCGUCCCCAGCGACAACGGCGACGUCCCGACUACCUAAAGGACUAUGUGACCUAG